AUGUCAAAAGGAAGAUUCUACUUGGAGCAGGACUUCAACGCAUUAAGUCCAGAAGCCAACAAUGAUCUCCACUAUACAGUACCUGGUGAACACCAACCGCUGCUAGGAAAUGACCCCCCUAUCGUACCCGAGGGCCUGAGUGACAACGAAAACGAUGAGCAGCAGACUGUGCCCAAAAACGCCGCGCUUAUUAUUUUCUGCGUUGCCUGCAUGACUUUUAUCGGAAGCUUCUUGGGUGGGCUCAUCACAGUCGAUAUUCCACAGAUCGCAUCAGAGUUGAAGUUGGAGCCUGGGUGUAUCUUUACUGUUGCGUGUGGUCUGUCUCAAACCGGCACCCAACUUAUUGCCUUUCGUAUUAUGUCCGGUGUCGCUAUCUCACUAUGCUUGCCAUCCGCUAUGAGCAUCAAUGUCGAAAAUUUCCCAGCUGGGAAGCUUCGAAAUAUGGCUUUUGCUUUUAUGGGUGGAGGACAACCCAUAGGCUUCGGUACCGGCGUCAUUGUUGGGGGAGUUUUUGCAGAUACUAUUGGAUGGCGAUGGGGCUUCUACUCCGCUGCCAUUGCCAGUGCCCUCGGUUUCUUGCUAUCUCUCUGGCAACUUCCACUUCAAGCCAAGGACCUAGAAAAGAUUGCAUGGGAGCAAUUGGUAGUUGGCAUUGACUGGGUUGGAACCUUUGCUGCCAGUGCUUCAAUGGCUUUUUUGUUGUACGCAUUAGCUGUCAUUACAGACGAUGUACAGAAAAUUCGUGAUCCAGAUGUUUUGGGUCCCUUGAUUCUUUCUGGCAGUCUUCUCGUUGGAUUUGUUGUCUGGCAACGCCGCCAAGAAAUUCUUGAUAGGCCGACAGUAAUCCGAAAUUCACUCUGGAGGAACACAGCAUUUACUGCUGUCUGCAUGAAUGUAUUCCUGAUCUGGGGCUCAUUCAAUGCUACCGAGCAAGUCAUCAACUUUGUAUUUCAACGAGUGCAAGGAUUGUCAGUGCUUGCAACCUCUUGGCAGUUCCUACCAAUCCCGAUCUCCGGUACACUCAGUAGCCUUAUUACUGGGCUUAUCUUGCAUCGGGUUCGGGCGGACAUUAUUAUCAGCACUACGGUAAUUAUCUCAAGCUUCUCGCCAAUAAUGAUGGCGUUGAGCGACCCAGCUUGGUCAUAUUGGAAAUGUUCCUUUCCUGCCAUUUUUCUCAACUGCAUUGCGGCGGACUCUUUCUUCACCAUUUCAAAUAUGAUUAUUGCCGGUGUCUUUCCUGCUGAAACACAAGGCUUGGCUGCAGGAGUAUUCAAUACCAUCUCCCAGAUUGGAAAAGCAGUCGGGAUGGCUUUGACUGCGAUGAUUGCAAAUGCUGUCACAGAGCAUGGAUUAGAAGCACAUGAUAUCAAGCAUGCCGAAGAACGGUAUCGAAUGGCUUUAAUGAGCGGAUAUCGGGCAGCAUUUUAUUUUUUGUUUGCGAUGAAUAUUACGAGCUUGGUGGUUAGUCUUAUUGGAUUGCGAAAAAUUGGAUAUGUUGGAAGAGCAGUUGAAUCUCGACACUAG
This is a messenger RNA of Penicillium lagena, 1524 nucleotides long. RefSeq names its product major facilitator superfamily domain-containing protein. Bases 1 to 1524 code for a protein of 507 amino acids. Gene Ontology annotation, cellular component: membrane. The record is from RefSeq and is a predicted model, not a curated record. NCBI's taxonomy places the organism in Eukaryota, Fungi, Ascomycota, Eurotiomycetes, Eurotiales, Aspergillaceae. Gene Ontology annotation, biological process: transmembrane transport. The transcript is spliced from 3 exons. Gene Ontology annotation, molecular function: transmembrane transporter activity.